Messenger RNA from Talaromyces marneffei, 1077 nucleotides. RefSeq lists its product as uncharacterized. The record is from RefSeq and is a predicted model, not a curated record. The transcript has 2 exons. Gene Ontology annotation, biological process: mitochondrial respiratory chain complex I assembly. Gene Ontology annotation, molecular function: S-adenosylmethionine-dependent methyltransferase activity. NCBI's taxonomy places the organism in Eukaryota, Fungi, Ascomycota, Eurotiomycetes, Eurotiales, Trichocomaceae. Gene Ontology annotation, cellular component: mitochondrion. The coding region runs from base 1 to 1077 and encodes 358 amino acids.
AUGUCCGUUCCUUCCACCAUCACAAGAUUUCGGAGCCGCUGGCGGCCAUCACUCAGACUCCUCACACAUACGAGGAAUUAUGCCGUCCAGGCACCAGGCAGACCGACGUUUGAAGUGUUCAACCGAAUGGCCAAGCACAUGCAGAAAGAUCGCGCUGCUCGAAACGUCGAACAGAGUCGUCAGGUGGACUAUAUCAAAGACGAGGUCGCAAAGAGAUUAUGUGAAAGGUUACUGGAUAUAAAACGAUCUUUCCCGAAUACCCUCGACCUCGGCGCAAAUAGUUGCAACAUCGCCAGAGCUCUUACAGCUCCCAAUCCGGACCCCGCGGUAGAAACAUCCCCCCCUCUAUCCAACCGUAUCGGCUCCCUCACAUGCAUCGAUACGUCGCAUGCGUUGUUAUAUCGUGAUGCAGAUGAUGAGUUCAACAACCAGAUAUCUAUCCAGCGAGAAGUAAUUCCCAACCUAGAGUCAUUACCCUUCGAAGCAAACACCUUUGAUGCUGUCCUGUCCUCUCUCUCCAUCCACUGGAUCAAUGACCUCCCGUCCCUUUUGGCGCAAAUAAAUAAGAUCCUCAAACCCGAUAGUCCGUUUAUUGCAGCAAUGUUUGGUGGCGAUACGCUCUUUGAGUUGCGUUCGUCGCUACAACUGGCAAAUAUGGAGCGUCGUGGUGGUGUGAUUCCGCAUAUCUCACCUCUGGCUGAUGUUAGAGAUGUUGGAGGUCUCUUGACAAAAGCUGGAUUCAAAAUGUUGACUGUGGAUGUUGAAGAUAUUGUCGUUGAUUUCCCCAACACUUUCGCAUUGAUGCAGGAUCUGCAGGCUAUGGGGGAGAGCAACGCGACUGUACAGAUGGGUACUUUGUCGAAGGAUGUUCUUUUGGCAAAUGAGGCUAUUUACCGAGAAUUGCACAAGGAGGAAAUAGACGCCGAGCAUGGCCAAAGCGGUAUUCCUGCUACUUUCAGAAUCAUCUUCAUGAUAGGGUGGAAAGAAGGAGCCGGACAACCAGAGCCUCUGAAGAGAGGUAGCGGGGAGGUCAAUCUCAAGGAUAUCCUAGGUGGAGGUGACUUUGAACCAAAGUAA